Messenger RNA from Rhipicephalus sanguineus (brown dog tick), 2221 nucleotides. RefSeq names its product putative Dol-P-Glc:Glc(2)Man(9)GlcNAc(2)-PP-Dol alpha-1,2-glucosyltransferase (gene Alg10). Gene Ontology annotation, molecular function: dolichyl pyrophosphate Glc2Man9GlcNAc2 alpha-1,2-glucosyltransferase activity. Bases 100 to 1479 code for a protein of 459 amino acids. NCBI's taxonomy places the organism in Eukaryota, Metazoa, Arthropoda, Arachnida, Ixodida, Ixodidae. The record is from RefSeq and is a predicted model, not a curated record. Gene Ontology annotation, biological process: protein N-linked glycosylation; dolichol-linked oligosaccharide biosynthetic process. The transcript has a single exon. Gene Ontology annotation, cellular component: endoplasmic reticulum.
UUACCGUGGCAUAUUGUUUACAAACUUGCUUGGUGUAGCGAAAAAGUAGCCUCCGUGGAGUGCGCUCGAAAGAGUGGCGGUAUUCCACUUUGUAAAGCUAUGCACCUCGUAGCUUUAACAGCAGUCGCAAGUGCGGUGCUGUUGUCGUCGGUGCUAGUCUCUCUCACAUUGCAUGAUGCUCAGCCAACGCCGUAUAUGGACGAAAUCUUUCACGUUCCGCAAGCACAGAAUUACUGCGCCUACAACGUGUCUCACUGGGAUCCGAUGAUUACUACGCCACCGGGACUGUACCUGACAUCGCUGAUGUUCCUGCUUCCUCUCAGGCUUGUUACGAACACUGAAGUUUGCUCGCUGUUCGCGUUGCGUUGCUGCAACAUAGUUUUGACGCUCGGAAACUUCUACGUCUCAUCGUUGAUUGCGAUCAAACUUGCCGGAGCCGCUGGAAGCAAAGUCCGCGCGAAGCUCGUCCUCUCGAGCGCCGCAAUGUCGUUGCUACCGGUGCUGCACUUCUUCACGUUUCUCUAUUACACCGACCCGGGAUCCGUGCUCUUCCUGCAACUCAUGUAUCUGUACUCCCUGUUCGAUCGUCACCACCUCGCUGCGUGCUUCGGAGCUGUAGCCGUGCUUUAUCGACAGACCUCCGUCGUUUGGGUAUUUAUGGUUGCCGCCUGCAAAGCCUUGGAGAUCGCCGAAAGUGUGUUUUCUGCGAGCGACAACAAACCCGAAGGCCUUUCGUGCGCCGUCGCCGCAAUCGCCUCCGCUCCGAUGAAACAAGCGCGGCUUUUCGCGGACUUUGCGAAGAGAGUGUUGAGCGAGUGCGCGGGUUACGUGGUCGUGGGCCUAUCGUUCGUGGCUUUCGUGCUCGUGAACGACGGCAUCGUUCUCGGCGACAAGUCUUCGCACCAGGCGUGCGCGCACCUGCCGCAGCUCGGCUACUUCGCGCUUUUCACGCUCGUCCACGCCGCUCCGUACUUGUUGCAGCCCGGCAUUCUCAGGCGCUUCUGCGAAAGCGUUCUCCGAAGGCCAUUCUUUUACGCGGCUGUUACGUUAGCCUGCCUUCUUGCCGUGCAAAACUUCACCUACGUUCACCCGUAUCUAUUGGCGGACAACCGACACUUUCCCUUCUACCUUUGGAGGCGGCUGCUGGGCAGGAACGAGCUAGUGCGCUGCUGCCUCGUGCCGUUCUACAUCUACGCAGGCUACGCCAUGUCGCACCAGCUGCGCCAUAAAAAGCUGUUGUGGCAGCUUCUGUUCUUUGUGUGCGUCGUCGCCACUACAGUGCCCCAGAAGUUGCUGGAGUUCCGUUACUUUAUAGUUCCGUAUCUGUUCUUUCGGCUGCAGUUGAAAGACGUGAAGUAUUGGCAAGUGCUUACGGAACUUGUUGCCAAUAUUUCUCUCAAUGUAGCCGCAAUGUGGCUGUUCUUAAACCGCACGUUUACGUGGACGGGUGACCCAGCCGUUCAGAGGUUUAUGUGGUGAUUCGCCAAUUAGUGCUCAAUUUCCAUGUUGUUAUAUUUGCCCAAAAAAGUGAAAUCAUGAUCUCGCCUGUCACACACUUGUCCACAGGCCAACCUGAGUGAUGGAGAAGCUGUAAAUGCUGAAAACUAUUGCAACCCACCAGCACACAAUCACGAUGAGGACAAGAAGGAAGCACACACAACAGUGCUGCUUAUUGUGAUUGUGCACUGGUGGAUUGCAAUGCUACACCAACAAACCCAAGUUUCCGAUAUGCUGAAAAAUAGUCGUGGGUUCCUAUUGCUUUGCAGGGUUGCAGCGAAUGUACAUUCACGCUCAAUAUGACUUGCAACACAAGAGCGCGUGGCCUCACGAGUUCAAAGACUACACAUGGCUUCUACUAUGGCCUUAUUUCCAUAAAUAAAUGCUGUUCUCGCACUUGAGUAUGACCCCAAAUAAGAAAAUAUCAUUUAGCUGUUGAAAGUAAAACAUGUUGAAGCCAUGUGCAAUCUUUGAACUCGUGAGGCCACGCGCUCUCGUGUUGCAAGUCAUAUUGAGCACAACUGUACACGUCAUGUUUAAUGUUUCACGGGUGCUUGUUUGUUUAACGUGCUCUUCUUCUGUGUUAAGUUUGUAUUUGAUUGUCAGUAUAAAAAAACUGCACUUCACUCUGCAAUUCACUCCACAUUCUGCCAUGUGCAGUUACAAAUUUCUGAACUUUGCAUUUGUGUGAUGUAUUUCUGAUGUCUCUUCUUAUCUGCAAAGC